AUGCCAGUGAACACAGCCUUUUCAACAUCUAUCGGAAUCACUUUAAUCUUGGGGACAUGGUUAACUUUCAGAGGCCCGCGGCGGAUGAAAGAACUUAUUGAAAAUUUAAACAGCGCACAAAAAGUGUUUGAAAGUUUAACUUUAAAGAGUCUCAACGAUGGGUAUAAACUAAAAGAAAUUGAAAGAAGAAAAGUUAAUUUGCUAAAAUUGUUUCUGGUAAUUCUUGUGUCUUUAUUAACAUUCGAGCUUUGGAUUGUAUUUCAAACGGGAUUAUCGACGAAAUUAACAAAGCAUGCAGCUCAUCUGGCGGGAAGCAAUGCCGUUAAGGAGAUUAUAAGGGUUAUGUUGUUUUGUUUCGGCUACUUAACCAUGCAUUCGUUAAAUAUGUUGUUCAUCUUUGUCGUUCUUGAGGUACACAUACUUCUACAAAUGAUGAACCAGCAGCUGAGGAUUCUUUCUAUCGAAAUGAAGCAAACAAACACAAAUGUAAAUAUUGCAAUGCGCUUCGCCCCAAAAACGUUACGUCAUCUAGCUAUGUUGUCCAUAUCUUUAAGUGAUCAGAUAAGAAAAUUAAAUAGUGAAAACGGAAUAUUUUUAAUAAUCACUCUCCUUGUAUCCGCGAUGUAUUUCGAAUUGUCCAGUUUUUCACUAAUUAUAGACUUCACUGAUAAAGAAAAUAUUUCUUUAGACAUUCUCCUGCACGUGACUAGGACAGCUUUUAAUUUAGCAUCUAUAGUAUUGCUGAUCGAACCGUGCCAAUGGAUAUGCACCGAGAUGGACGUCACUAAGAUGUUAUUAAAUCGGAUUAUGUAUAACAUACCUUCUUUUGCUGGAUGGUUGGAAAACGAGCUUUAUAUAUUUUUUCAUCUGAUUCAUGAGAAUGAAGUUUGUUUCUCACCGCUAGAGUUCUUUGUACUAGGAAGGCCGUUUAUUUUUAAGAUACUUGGAGCGGUCAUCUCUUAUUUAGUUAUUAUUUUUCAAUUUGACGUACAGGCUUAG
Molecule: messenger RNA, 999 nt
Organism: Parnassius apollo (apollo)
Lineage: Eukaryota; Metazoa; Arthropoda; Insecta; Lepidoptera; Papilionidae
Source: the annotation of a GenBank genome assembly